AUGCCUCAGUCCAAAAAUACUAGUAUAAUUGAUAAGUUAGAAAAAUAUCAAAUUAAUGGGUCUAUACAACGUUUCCAAUUUUGGGACGCAACGUUAAGACUAAAGAACUGGACACCGACCGAUCAAGAAAAUAAAGACCUGUUCAUUGUGAGUUUUGGCGCUGAGGGCAUUGACAUUCUCGAACAAUAUUUAUUUCCUGAAACCAUUCUAACGACUAAAUUUGAUAAGAUAAGGAGUGUCUCGCUACAUAUUUUUGAGAAGAAUAAAACCAUUUUGGGUAGUAGAUUAGACUUGUUAAUUAGGAACGAGAAUGAACCAAUUGGAGAGUUCGAUAAUAGAAUCAAAAUAACUGCCAAAGCGUGUUGUUUUAAGCAGUCAGAAGUUGACGGCCAGUUAAGAGAUCAAUUAGUUGCGGGUAUAGAUCUACCAGGUCUCGAAGUUGAACUUAGGACUAAAUAUCCUUUAGCAUUGGAUGUGAACAAAAAGCCCCUGACGUUCCAGUUCGUGCUAGAUAUGGCCACGGCAACAGAAAAUGCUCAAAACGAAAUGACUAUCAAAAAAGACUUGGUAAAUAGUGUCAGACCGCAAGAUUGCAAACAUAAAAUGCCUAAUUCACAAGAGUGUGUUAAGAGAGACAAUAAUUAUAGGAAGCCUAAUAACAAGUUUUACGAUAAUAAAUGUAAGAAUUGUGCCGGCUGGCAUGAAAAAUAUUUAUGCCCAGCUAAAGACAAAACAUGUUUUAAGUGCCAAAGAACCGGACAUUUCGCAGCAUGUAGCCGUAGUAAGCCUGUAUAUCGCAAUUUAAACUCAGUGAAACCACAUUUUCACUCAAGUGAUUCAAUUAAUAAUCUCCGGACAAGGGGAUUAAAUAAAAGGGCAAAGAUCACAGCCAAAAUAAAUGGACUUAGUGUCACUUUUGAUUAUGAUACAGGAGCACAAGCCUCUAUUAUAGGAUUAUUGGGAGAAAAUUGGCAAACCAUUAACAUCUUCCACAAACCCAUUAGCAGCCUUUGGAAAUAA
This is a messenger RNA of Gordionus sp. m RMFG-2023, 1020 nucleotides long. RefSeq lists its product as uncharacterized. Lineage: Eukaryota; Metazoa; Nematomorpha; Gordioida; Chordodea; Parachordodidae. The record is from RefSeq and is a predicted model, not a curated record. The transcript has a single exon. The coding region runs from base 1 to 1020 and encodes 339 amino acids.